Messenger RNA from Acanthochromis polyacanthus (spiny chromis), 4565 nucleotides. Its product is annotated as zinc finger protein 664-like. Bases 56 to 1549 code for a protein of 497 amino acids. Gene Ontology annotation, biological process: regulation of transcription by RNA polymerase II; central nervous system development. Lineage: Eukaryota; Metazoa; Chordata; Actinopteri; Pomacentridae. The record is from RefSeq and is a predicted model, not a curated record. Gene Ontology annotation, molecular function: RNA polymerase II cis-regulatory region sequence-specific DNA binding; DNA-binding transcription factor activity, RNA polymerase II-specific. Gene Ontology annotation, cellular component: nucleus. The transcript has 3 exons.
CCGUAGCAAAACACUCGAUUCAAAACGGAGGAAGACGAGGUUGAGGAAUUAGCUGAUGCUCCUUCGUCAAAUGCAUCGGUUGUGUGGACCUAUUUUGGCUUCCUAUGUAAACGACGAGAGAACGACGUUCUACAGGAAUGUGAAGAAAUAUCCAGAGAAAUAUUUGGAGUUUCUGAUAAACCACUCGGCCAGUUGGAUGGAGAGAUCAAUUAUGAGAGCAGUCUGCUGGAUAGUCUGGAAACCACGAGUGAUGUUACACAGAAUUGACCUCCCAAUGCAACAUGUGUGCAAAGAGGGGAAGGGCCUUACUGAUCGACAGCUCUGUAACCAGGAGAAGAACUUUAGUCUGGACCAUGAGGACCCAGAGCCUCCGCACAUUAAGGAGGAACAGGAAGAAGUCUGCACCAGUCAGCAUGGAAAGCAGAUUGUAUUGAAUCAAGUGACUAAUACCUUUCUAUUGACUUCAACUGAUAAGGACAGUGACCACAGUGAAGUAGAACCAAACAGCGACCAGCUCCUCUCUUACAGUUUACCAGUAUGCGAGAGCCCACAUGAGGAAGGAAGUCAGCAUGUAGACUCAGAGUCAACUAGAAAUGCUGUGCUGAAGCCAAAUAAGAGUCGUAGUAGAAAGAGCAGUCACAGGAAGAAUGUAGACAAGUCUUUAUUGUCAGGAAUUCACCGUGAUACUGAUGCAGGUAGAAAGUCUGUAAAAUGUGAUGUUUGUGGAAACACCUUUGAGAAUAAGUACCAACUCAAGAAACAUCACCAAAUCCACAAAGGUGUAAAACCACAUGCUUGCGAUGCGUGCGGAAAAAAAUUUAGUUUCCGGUCUGAGCUGAAAGUUCACAUGAGAACUCACACAGGUGAGAGGCUGUAUUCUUGUGGAAGAUGUGGGAAAAGUUUCAGUAAAAAGUAUGAACUGACUCGUCACUUGAGAACUCACACAGGUGAGAAGCCGUAUUCUUGUGAAAGUUGCGGGAAAAGUUUCAGUUAUAGUAGUAGUCUGACUGUCCACAUGAGAAUUCACACAGGUGAGAGGCCAUAUUCUUGUCAAAGAUGUGGGAAAAGUUUCAGUCAUAGUAGUCAUCUGACUGUCCACAUGAGAAUUCACACAGGUGAGAGGCCAUAUUCUUGUGUAACAUGUGGGAAAAGUUUCACUGAACAUAGUAAUCUGAUUGUACACAUGACAACUCACACAGGUGAGAGGCCAUAUUUUUGUGAAACAUGUGGGAAAAGUUUCAGUACAAGUAGUAGUCUGACUGUCCACAUGAGAACUCACACAGAUGAGAGGCCAUAUUUUUGUGAAAGUUGUGGGAAAUGUUUCAGUCAAAGCAAUAUUCUGAGUGUCCACAUGAGAACUCACACAGGUGAGAGGCCGUAUUCUUGUGAAACCUGCGGGAAAAGUUUCAGUAAAAGAUGUAAUCUGACUGUCCACAUGAGAACUCACACAGGUGAGAGGCCGUAUUCUUGUGAAACCUGUGGAAAAAGUUUCAGUAAAAGUACUAAUCUGACUGUCCACGGGAGAAUUCACACAGGUGAGAGGCUGUAGUCCUGGAACAGCAGUGAGAACAAACCUUAUUUUAGUAACCCUCAUGUUAAGUUCAUGUGUAUGGUUGUUUACCUGUCACUUAGUGGACGUUUUCCAUGUCUUUGUAUUUGUAGUUUUCAUGUUGCUGUAUCAUUUUAAUAUUAUUAGACAGUAUAAUGAGUAGAUCAUGAAUAUUUUAUGUAUGAUUAUUAUCUGUGCUGCCAUUUAUUUCUUUUUUUGUUAAAUUAGGUCACUGAAAUCAGAUUUAACAUCUACUCAUUAAGUUGAUCAGUGCAAUUUGAAAUGAUAAAUUUGAUUAUUCUUCCGUCUGAACUAUUAAUAUAUUUCAUUAUAUUUACACUACCGUUCAAAAGUUUGGAGUCACCCAGGCAAUUUCAUGUUUUCCAUGAAAACUCAUGUUGUGAUUUGUCUUAUGCAUCGAGGUUGUAGAUGUUGAAUAAAACAUCCAGUGACACUGUUGCUUUAAUAGAAUAUAAUUUUAUUUUAAAAAGACAGCAUCUGAUCAGGCCCAUUGUCUGCUUGAUGAAGGAUUCAAAAGCCAAUAAGAAUCUCCCCCGAACAAAGAAGUCAGGUUGCUUUUAUACCUUCUGGUAAAGGAUAGGAUCACAACAUCAGGGUCGUGUUAGAGGACCCCUUACUCAAAAACAAGACCCCCCUUGAAUAGAACCCCUCAGCUCUACGGUCCCAAAGGACCACAUCCAUCCUCUAGCUAGACAUAGGAGCCCCAAAGUCAACAGGCCAUCGGGUUCCUCAGACUGAAAAAUACAUUUCAAUUACAUUGGUAAAAUUAGUGACACAUGUAUAACAGUUUCCAUUUGUGAUAAGAUGACAUGACACACAACUCAGAUCAGAUACUAGAACAGGCAAACAAUCCAUUUUACUAACUUAUUAAAUAAUACAUGUCUCAGAUCAGAUACUACACUCACACUUCUUUUCAUGUGCUAACAUGAUCGCACAAGGGUUCCUUUGUCACCAGUUAGUCUUUCAACAUGACGAGACAGCAAACUUUUGAAUGGUAGUGUAUAUGAGUUUAUUUCAGCCUAUAAGCAAAGCACUGAGACCCUUGAGAGGAGGUGGUCACGAUUGGGUUCCACAAAUUUAAAGCCAAACUUGCUCGACAUAAUCAUACUUGCAUGAAGCAAAUGGCUGCACUGGUUGUUUUACAUGGUAAUCACUUAACUGUUAAAAAGUUCUCACACAGCAGUUUCAUUCAACUCAAAAAUAUGUAUUAGUGUGAACACCAAAUUUUAAAACAUUCAGUGUGACCAACUUUGAACUGUGAGUCAGUGAUAUCACACAGUGGGAUCCUGUUGAUCAGACAUGGACAGGUUUCUCUGGUAGGUUUCUCACCUGCUGAAGUCACUUCAGAUCAACUUCAGACACUUUUCACCUUCAUGUGUCGAAUCAUUUGGAUAGAAAAAGCUGCUUGUUCUCCCUGUCAGUCCUGCUGUCUGUGAGCAUUUGGUCUGAGAACGUUUUCACCGUCACAUAACCUCAGAGUCCACAUAAGUAGUCCAAAACAUCAGAGAGACAUCAGAACCAGUCUAUCCUGUGACAUGAACCAGAUGUGGUUCUACUGUCUGUUCACCAGAUGGAGCUAACUGACCUUUAAAUAAUCUAAUCAGCUGCACAUUAAAUGGUGGGAUGACACAGCAGCAGUUUGGGCCACAUCAUCACUUAACAUCACUUAAUCAUACUGGAACUGCACACUAUAUUGUCUAAGCAUCAACAUAAAGGCGGAGGCUGGCUGCUACACUGCAAAAACUCCAAGUCUUACCAAGUCUGUUUGUCUUAUUUUUAGUCAAAAUGUCUCAUCCCACUUGAUUUAAGAUAAUUCCCUUAACAAGUGACAUUCCAGCAGAUGGAGGGACUUGUUUUAAGACAACGCAUCUUAAACAUCUUGUUAAGUCAAACAAUCUUGAAAUUAUCUUGUUUUAACCCUCAUGUCGUCCUGUGGGUCAAACUGACCCGUUUUAAAGUUUAAACAUGUGAAACAUUUAGAUAUAUUUUUACAGAGAAAACACCCACAUUCUCAAUUUUUUUGGGAAACUUUUGAACAUUUUUUGGUGCAAAAAGGAAAUGUUGAAAAAUGUUUCUUAAAGAACAGUCACAUAAAAAUCAACCAAAAUCCAGCGAAAUUAGUAGGAGAUAUUAGAAGUUUUACUGAUAUAUAUUGAAUCACUUUAGAUAUUUUUAGGAUUUUUUUUGGACAAUUUUUACUCAUUUUUUUUGAAAAUAUUUGCAAUUUUUUUUUAGAUUUUUGUUAAUUAUUUUUAUUAUUUUUAUUUCGUGCCAAAUUUGGGGAUUUUUUUAAAAAAAAUAAAACUUUUAAGGAAUUUUCUUCCUGAAGAUUUUGGGAUUUUUAUUUAUUUAUUUAUUUUUUGCUGAAUGUCUGGAUUUUUUUUUCAGACAAGGGAACAAUCCUUUUUGGUGCUGUAAACGAGGACAACAGGAGGGUUAAGACACCUAAGCUUGACAAUCCUGGUAAAAUGUAGCUUAAAAUAAGUUUUACCAGCUAAUUUUAAGAUCUCAAUAUUAUAAAUAUCACAUCUCAUUUCAAGAAAUCUUACCAAGCCACUUUUCACUUGUUCUAUUGGCAGAUUUUUUCACUCAUUUCAAGGUAAAAGUUCUUUGAAAUAAGUUUUAGAAAAGUUUUAGAUCUUUGAGUUCAUCUCAUAAAAAAUGGAAACAAAGAAAAAGUGUUGCAUUUAUAUUUUUGUUGAGUGUAUAUAUAAUUUUCCCGUAUUUUUGUCAAAACAGCCCAAUUAAUAGCUAACUUUAGCAAUUUGUUUUUCUAAUUAGUGCAAGAACAUUCAUGAGUAUGCUAUGAACAAAUUUAAUGGUACCCAAGUAGGGAUAUUUCUAAGCAUUUAUUGAUGAAAGCAUUACUAGAAGGUUUAGGUAGCAACAUUACCCUAUCUUUUGUUUGGUUAAAACACUUAAAAUAUCUUUACAAAGGGUUGCAUGUCCACUGUCAUAACUAUGCCGUCCCAAUAGAAUGUUUUUCAGACCUUGA